Molecule: messenger RNA, 1089 nt
Organism: Monoraphidium neglectum
Lineage: Eukaryota; Viridiplantae; Chlorophyta; Chlorophyceae; Sphaeropleales; Selenastraceae
Product: Beclin-1-like protein
Exons: 8
Biological process (GO): cellular response to nitrogen starvation; autophagy; autophagosome assembly
Cellular component (GO): phosphatidylinositol 3-kinase complex, class III, type I; phosphatidylinositol 3-kinase complex, class III, type II; phagophore assembly site
Source: RefSeq, a predicted model, not a curated record
AUGGGCGAGCCGUCGCCGGCGUCGGCGGCCGCGGCAGCGGCGGGGUUUGACGGCAAGCUGCAGUCGCUGACUCAGCUUUUUGAGAUGGCCAGCAGCGCGACGGGCGUGGACCACCCGCUCUGCCUCGACUGCGCGGUGCAGCUGAAAGAGGAAGUGGAGGCUCAGGUACGUGCUGCCCGCCACGAGGCGUCAUGCUACGCUCACGCCCUUUCCAAGCUGGAGCAGGAGGGAGCUGAGCCGAUGAGCGAGGCUGAGUUUGAGAGGGAGCUGGCGCAGCUGCGUACGCAGGAGGACGCCGCGCGCACAGCAGAGGCGGAGCUGGAGGCUCAGCUGGCCAUCGCGCGGCGAGAGAGCGGCGCGCUCGCGGCGGCGGCAGCCGACGUGGCGGCGCUUGAGGAGCGGUACUGGCACGGCCUAAAUGACUACCACUCGCUGCUGGCCGCGCACGUUGCGGAGCGAGAUUCCCUGCUGACGCGCAUCGAGCGCGCCAGCGCGCGCCUGGCCCUGCUCAAGGGCACCAACGUGCUCAACGAUGUGUUCCGCAUCUGGCACGACGGCCCCUUCGGCACCAUCAACGGCUGCCGCCUGGGGCGCACUCCAGAGGUGCCUGUCGAGUGGGACGAGAUUAACGCGGCCUGGGGCCAGGCGGUGCUGCUGCUGCACACCAUGGCGCAGGCCUGCCAGAUCACCUUCUCAGCCUACCGCCUGCUCCCUAUGGGCAGCCACCCGCGCGUGGCGGACCGCCGCGGCACGUACGACCUGUUUGGCCCCGUCAGCAAGCUGUGGGCGCAGAGCUACGACCGCGCCAUGGCCAUCUACCUCGCCUGCCUCAGGGAGUUUGGGGACUUUGCGCGCGCCAGGGACAUCGCCGAAAGCCGCUCCCCUGCUUUUGAGUUCCCCUUCCCUGUUGAAGGCGACAAGGUGGGAAACUACUCUGUGAAGCUGUUCAUGCAGACCAAGGACGCCAAGUGGACCAAGGCGCUCAAGCUCAUGCUUGCAGACCUCAAGGUCUCGCUGCAGUGGAUGGUGCGGCGCGAGGCGCGGCAGGCGGCGCCGGCUCUGCCGGCGCUUGGCCAGGAGGGACCGGCG